GAACUACAUAGGGAAUUAUGGUUGUGCUGGCUUUUUUGUGAUUGGUAGCGAGUAGUAGAUUAGGAAGCUGCCAGUAUACCAAUCUCUUUACGAAACGCUACAGCUCUUUAUUUCCAGUAGUAACUGUAGUAACAACUGUGCACAGUAUGCCACAAAUAGAAAUAAUUGUUUUCAACAGUUUUUUUUUUACAUGUACAGGGCAGUAACUGAAAACGAUGCGUACAUGUUUCAAGUAUGUAGGGCAACACCUGGAAAGCUGUACGUUUUAACUGUGUUGUAGUGGGACAACAGUAACUGUCCAAGGUUGUUUGAGUAGGAAACGAAAAUGUCUGAUUCUCAAUGGACCUUGAAAUGAGGAUGUAUAUCUGAAGAUUAGUUUGCAUUAUUAUAUUAUCUGAUAAGUGCAUGUUGCACUCCGUUUGUGAUGUGGGCCGCUGCUGUCUUUAAAGGUGCACAGUAGAUGUCUAAAACUCUAUCGCAAUGGACAGCGAAGUUCAAAGAGAUGGUAGGAUACUUGAUCUGAUUGAUGACGCAUGGCGAGAGGACAAGUUGCCGUAUGAGGAUGUGACAGUACCUCUGAGUGAAUUGCCAGAACCAGAACAAGACAAUGGUGGCACAACAGAGUCCAUUAAAGAACAGGAAAUGAAAUGGACUGACCUAGCUCUACAAUACGUUCAUGAAAACAUCCCUGCAGCAGGAACCUAGUAUUCAAAGGGGGUGUUUGCUUUACUUUGCAUCAUAUGUAAUUAUUUAUCUUUCCCUCGUAUGGAGGUAUUGAUUAUGUCAUGCACAUUUUUAUUUCUUCACUAUUCUGUAAUAUUGUACAGAUUUUUCAAGUUGUAUAUGCUUUUUUCAGACUUUCAACUGCAGUAGAUACUUUAGCUGAUAGAUGUUUUAUUUUUCAAUUGUAUAUGUUAUUGGACAGGAACAUCAUUUGACAAUAAAAUUACAAGAUUUUGCUAACAUAGUUGUUUUUAGACAAAGAAUGGAAUUGGGAUAAAACUACAUUAGCAGUGCAACCAUGUAAUUACUUCUGUCCCUCAUGGAGUUUCAAUACAGCAAACAUUAUCAAAGCUAUGAUCUCUUGUGGAUGAGAAUGCUUAUGCAAAUGCACUUUGAAAAAUACUUUUAAGAAAUUUUUUUUUGUUAUCUUCCUAUUGUCUUCACUUUUUGGAUGUACUGUAUAUUUUCAUUAAAAAAUCUGCAAAUCUGGUUACAAA
Protopterus annectens (West African lungfish) is the source of this 1220-nucleotide messenger RNA. RefSeq names its product anaphase promoting complex subunit 13 (gene ANAPC13). NCBI's taxonomy places the organism in Eukaryota, Metazoa, Chordata, Ceratodontiformes, Protopteridae. Gene Ontology annotation, biological process: protein K11-linked ubiquitination. The coding region runs from base 481 to 705 and encodes 74 amino acids. Gene Ontology annotation, cellular component: anaphase-promoting complex. The transcript has 3 exons. The record is from RefSeq and is a predicted model, not a curated record.